UGACAAUCUGUAAAACUGAAAAUAAAUAAUCCCGUAUUUGAACUUAUGAAAUAAUAAUUGAUUUUACAAUAUGAACAUGAUCACCUUAUUUUCCAUUACAUAUUAUAUAUGUAUCAAAAUUUCUAUUUUCCAUAAAUUUGUCACAAAUGAGUAGCAUUUGUAGUCAUUAGAACUACUUUUGAGUAAAUUCCUACUCCUGACGUCAUUGGGGAAUCCCUUUGGAAAAAUUGGAUUUUUUUAGCAAAUUCUUGUUUUAUGUGAAUAUGUUGAUAACUGUGAAGAUAUUGAAGGGUAGAGAAUGUACCAUACAGGUGAUGCCUGAAGAUACUGUCAUAGAAGUGAAGGCUAUUGUAGAGCGUGAACUUGGAAUUCCUCCACAAGAGCAGAGAUUAGUGUAUAAAGGAAGACCAUUGUCAGAUGAUCAAACAUUAACAGACUGCAACGUGACACAGAAUGCAAAACUAUUCCUGGUGGUGAAAAAAACAUCUGAAAACACAGAAAGAACAGCAGAGAGUAAAGAGCCAGCACUAUGGAAAGAACUUAACACUUUUCUCACUAAACAUUAUGCAGCUAAAGAUAUACCUCAUAUAAUAGACCAGUUUAAAAAGGAUUUAGAAAAGACUGUACAAAGUUUGAGUUUAGAUGACAUAGAGAGAAUAGCAACUGUGAAUCUCAAGAACCAACAAGAUGCUGCAGCAACUAGUUGACCUUGAAAGUAACUCUAAUCAUCCAUUGACCAGCAACACUACCCUUUGAAUCUUAAAGUUAAUCUAAACAGUUUUGAUGCCGAAAAGACCUUGCUUUAAAUAUAGCUCUCAGGACAUUUUAUGUAAUGGGAGUUUGAAAUGAAUGUGAAAUGAACGUUAGGGACAUGAUAUGGCUAGGAAUUUGGUAAUAUUGAAUGCAAGGGCACUCUAUGGAUUAAAUGUAUCUUCUAGCAUUCAAUGUCAGAUCAAGAUAAAGCAGAAUUUAUGAACUUGAAACAUUUUAGUGAAUUUUUUAAUGUUACCUAACAUUGUACAGUGCAUAUACAUACUGCUAGUUAAAGCAUGUAGUUCUGGCCUUCAAUAAACCAUUUUCUCAUUACAUUACAUUGUGGAUUGUUACAGUACAUAAGCACAAAACGUUCUGUGGUGAAAUAUUAUGUC
Molecule: messenger RNA, 1148 nt
Organism: Owenia fusiformis
Lineage: Eukaryota; Metazoa; Annelida; Polychaeta; Sabellida; Oweniidae
Source: the annotation of a GenBank genome assembly